This is a messenger RNA of Cotesia congregata, 513 nucleotides long. The record is from the annotation of a GenBank genome assembly. NCBI's taxonomy places the organism in Eukaryota, Metazoa, Arthropoda, Insecta, Hymenoptera, Braconidae.
AUGAUACUAAUAUUAGCCAAGAGUAUCUUGGCAUACAAUGGAGGCGCAAUAAUAGCCAUGAAGGGCAAAAACUGCGUUGCGAUAGCAGCUGACCGUAGAUUUGGUAUCCAAGCUCAAACCAUCACGUGCGACUUUGAAAAAAUUUUCGAAAUGGGCCCUCACAUGUACGUAGGAAUCCCCGGUCUGGCAACCGACGUCCAGACAGUAAAGGAGCGCCUGAGAUUCCGGCUAAACCUUUACGAGUUGAAAGAGAACCGCCGCAUGCACCCGAAGACUUUCGCGUCCGUGGUGUCCAACCUCUUGUACGAAAAGCGAUUUGGAUCUUACUUCGUGGAGCCGAUCAUCGUCGGAUUGGACCCGGAAACCUUCGAGCCGUACAUCUGCAACAUGGACUUGAUUGGCUGUCUCAAUGAGCCGGAAGAUUUUGUCGUAGGAGGCACUUGCGAGGAACAAUUAUACGGUAUGUGCGAGACCGUCUACGAGCCGGAUCUUGAACCGGAGGAUUUUACAUAA